AUGACAAUUCCUAUCAGCACUAUCACCACGUUCCGCGCAACCUUCAAUCCCUUCUCCCACGCUGCCCGGCCGUGCCGAGUCUUCCUCUCGCUCCUGCGCACUCCUAGCACUACCGGAACCACUGCCCCAAUCGAUAUCAAGGUCACACAGCUGCCGCGAACAUCGACACAGCCACCCGUCAUGACUAUCGGGUUCAAGGGUGGAAAGGAGCUGACCUUGGAAGUCGGCAAACGCGGAUUGAAAAUUGGCGAUGUUGUCGAGGAAGUGUCACGUAUUGGACGGGCGUUGGAACGUGAGGCUAGUCUGAAGUCUUGA
Messenger RNA from Penicillium chermesinum, 315 nucleotides. RefSeq names its product mitochondrial 54S ribosomal mL53 protein. The transcript has a single exon. The coding region runs from base 1 to 315 and encodes 104 amino acids. The record is from RefSeq and is a predicted model, not a curated record. NCBI's taxonomy places the organism in Eukaryota, Fungi, Ascomycota, Eurotiomycetes, Eurotiales, Aspergillaceae.